AUGGCAGGUGCAGCGAAAGAUAAGGAUAAGGAGAGCGAUGGGGACGAAGAAGUCUUUCACGAUGCUCGUUUUACCCCAGACGAAGAAGUUGAACUGUUAAGCCAGUCGCAUAGCCACAAAGCUGCUGCGAACACACUGUUUUCUGCUUCUAACUACUCAGAGGCUAUCACUACAUACGAUCGAGCUCUCGCCGUUUGCCCUAACUACCUUGAUUAUGAGGUAGCCGUUUUAAAGAGCAACAUCGCAGCAUGCCAUUUGAAACUGGAAGAGUGGGAGUCGGCUGUAGACACAGCUACAUCGAGCAUAUCAUGUCUAGACCGUUUGAUGCCUAUGACCGUCCCUACCACCACCUUGCAAGCCAGUGCGGAUGCGGAUAAAGCUUCAAAUAUGACAGCAGACGCCACCCCAACGAUCGUUGAGUUACCGGACGAUACAAGCUCGGAGCAGGAAGAUGAAGCGCUUCGCAAGCUGAAAGAAAACGAUACACGCAGGCAAGACAUACUACGUAUAAGAGGCAAGUCCCUGAUGCGGAGAGCAAAGGCAAGAAUGCAGUUGGCCGGCUGGGCGAAUCUCCAGGGUGCGGAGGAGGACUAUAAGAGCCUGCUGGCUCUGGGAAAUCUUCCUCCGCAAGACACGCGAGCGGUGAAGAUCACUUUACGAGACUUGCCUGCCAAAAUCAAUGUAGCAAAGGAUAAAGAAAUGGCCGAGAUGAUGGGUAAACUAAAAGACCUCGGAAACGGAAUCCUCAAGCCAUUCGGUCUAUCCACAGAUAAUUUCAAGUUCGUCAAGGACGAGAAAACCGGUGGCUACAGCAUGGGGUUCGAGAAGUGA
This is a messenger RNA of Nannizzia gypsea CBS 118893, 831 nucleotides long. RefSeq lists its product as hypothetical. Bases 1 to 831 code for a protein of 276 amino acids. The transcript is spliced from 3 exons. The record is from RefSeq and is a predicted model, not a curated record. NCBI's taxonomy places the organism in Eukaryota, Fungi, Ascomycota, Eurotiomycetes, Onygenales, Arthrodermataceae. Gene Ontology annotation, molecular function: protein binding.